AUGGGGUCGUCGGUGCGCGGCGACGAGGCCAUCCCACCAAUUCUCGUCUGGAACCACGUCCUCACUCACACUGCCAAAAUAUCGGUCCAGUAUCUCGACGAAAUGAUGGAUGAUCUCAAGGACUUCAAGCUCAUUGUCAUCAGCAUCAAUGCGCAUGCAGAAAUACAGGCUAGCAUACCUCCGGUAUACAACCUUGUAACCCCUCCACUCGACAAAGUUGCAGAGUUUGGGCCCUCGUGUAAGAACGAGUCCACUGAGCUCGCGAAUGACCUUUUGAACAUUAUGUGGGAUACUGACCUUGGUCCUCUCCUUCUGGGUGUACGGAGAAUACCACUUGGUGAGCCUCACCUUGCCCUGGCGGCUGAUCAGGCACGAAAUUAA
Molecule: messenger RNA, 381 nt
Organism: Zea mays
Lineage: Eukaryota; Viridiplantae; Streptophyta; Magnoliopsida; Poales; Poaceae
Exons: 4
Coding region: 1-381 (126 amino acids)
Source: RefSeq, a predicted model, not a curated record